Molecule: messenger RNA, 1029 nt
Organism: Aspergillus calidoustus
Lineage: Eukaryota; Fungi; Ascomycota; Eurotiomycetes; Eurotiales; Aspergillaceae
Source: the annotation of a GenBank genome assembly
AUGGCUCCACCUAAGGUCUUCCUCACUGGAGCAACCGGCUAUAUCGGCGGAGAUGUUUUCUACGCCGUGAGCCAGGCUCACACCGACUGGGAGAUCUCUGUUCUUGUCCGCAGCAAAGAAAAGGGAGCCAAGCUCGCGGGCGAGUAUCCGAAGGUGCGCAUUGUUUACGGAGACCUAGACUCGGCCGAUAUCAUUGAGGAAGAGACCAAAAAUGCAGACAUUGUCUUCCACUGUGCCGACUGCGACCACGUCGCCUCUGCUACUGCUAUUGCAAAGGGCGCCACCCACCACACUCCUGAGAGGCCCCUCUGGCUCAUCCACACCUCAGGCACUGGCAUUUUGACGGUGGAGGACUUCCGUACCAACACCUGGGGUGUUGAGCGAGCCAAGCAGUAUGAUGACUGGGACGGCGUUGAUGAGCUUCUGAAUCUUCCCGACGAUUCACUCCACCGCAAUGUCGACAAGAUCAUUCUCGCGGCUGGCCAAAAGGCCCCUGAUAGUGUGAAGGUGGCUAUAGUUUGCCCACCGACGAUCUACGGUCCUGGCCGUGGGCCCGGGAAUCAGAAGAGUGUUCAAGCGUACUGGCUGGCCGCUGCGGUUCUCAAGAGGAAGAAGGGUUUCUUAGUUGGGGAGGGAAAGAAUGUCUGGCACCAGGUUCACGUCCAAGACCUGAGCGAUCUCUUCCUCCGUCUGGGGGAAGCAGCAGCAGCCGGCGGCGGUGAUGCUACCUGGAAUGACAAGGGAUACUACCUGGCUGAGAAUGGCCCCUUCGUUUGGGGAGAUAUCCAGCGGGCAGUCGCGAAAACGGCUUACGAGAAGAAGCUCAUCCCUUCGCCUGAGGUCGAAUCGAUAAGUGAUGCGCAGGUGAAGGAGCUGAAUGAAUUCGGACUGUACGCCUGGGGCAGCAACUCCAGGGGUACAUCGUACCGUGCAAAGAAACUCUUGGGCUGGUCGCCAAAGCAGCCCAGCUUGCUGGACUACAUCCCCUCGAUUGUGGAUAUUGAAGCCAAAGAGCUUGGGAUGGCUUAA